UCCACCCAGGGUCGGACACGUCGCCUCAGCCCCGAGACAUUGUGUUGGUCUCCGCAGCAGCCCUUUUUGCCCAGGACACCAGGGUCUCCCGGGCAGGGGUGCGGGGAACGACUUUCUAGCCCUAGGGGGGGCCCUCGCUCCUGGACGCCGGGGUCUUCCCGCCUGGGGUGGGGGGAAGGGGGGGGCCCUCGCUCCCGGACGCCGGGGUCUCCCCGCCAAAGCCAGGUCUCUCUGGCCCUAGAGUGCCCUCGCUCUUGGACUCCUGGGUUUCUCCGCCCUGGGGUACAUUCGGCUUUCGGACGCCUUGAUCUUCCGAGAUCUAGGGGGCUUUCGGCUUCACUACACCCAGGUCUCCCCGCUGGAGGUGUGACUUCCACCUCUAGCCUCCCCCACCCCCACUCCCGCUCCCGCACGUCUGGGACUUUCCGGACCCAAGGGGCCCCUGCUCCCGGACGCCGGGGUUUUUCCUCCAGGGGCGCGUCUCUCCGGCCCUAAGCCCCCUUCAUCCGGCUCUGGGACGCUGAAGCUGCGAGGGCCUGGGGGCGAUGAGUCGGGGGGCGCUCCUGGCCCUGGCAUUGCUGGUGUACGCGGGCUACCUGAUGCUGGGCGCCCUCGUGGUCUCGGCGAUCGAGCGGCCGCACGAGAGCCGGCUGCGGGCUGAGCUUCGGGCACUGAAGGGGGAGCUGCUGGAGCGCAGCCCAUGCCUGGACGACCCGACGCUAGAGCGCUUCCUGGGGCGGGUGCUGGAGGCCGGGCGCCACGGGGUGUCUGCUCUGCACAACGCCACAGCGCCCAGCAGCUGGGACUUCGCCUCUGCGCUCUUCUUCGCCAGCACCCUCAUCAGCACCGUGGGUUAUGGGUACACCACCCCCCUGUCGGAUUCGGGCAAGGCCUUCUCCAUCUUCUUCGCCUUCCUCGGGGUGCCAUUUACCAUGCUGGUGCUGACGGCAACGGCACAGCGCGUGGCCUUGCUGGUGACCCACGCCCCACUGCACCAGCUGCAGCUCCACCGAGGCUGGGACCGGAGGCUGCUGGCCCGUUGGCACCUGGUACUGCUGCUGCUGGGGGUACUGGUCAUCUUCUUCCUGGUGCCAGCCGCCAUCUUUAUGUACCUGGAGCAAGCCUGGACUUUCCUUGAUGCUUUCUAUUUCUGCUUCAUCUCCCUUUCCACUAUUGGCCUGGGGGAUUAUGUCCCUGGUGAGCAGGAGGGUCAGAAGAACAGGGCCCUCUACAAGGUUUUGGUCACAGUAUACCUGUUCCUGGGCCUGGUGGCCAUGGCAUUGGUCCUGCAGACCUUCCGGCGUAUGGCUGACCUCCACGGCUUGACCGAGCUCAUCCUGCUGCCCCAGGAGUACCGGGCCGAGGAUGAGGAGAACGAGGACACAGAUAUCCUGGACACUAGGGUUCAACCCACUCACCAGCAGCUCAACUCAGGCACCCGAUCAGACUAUGCUACCAUCCCCCGGUAGCCCUCCCCCCUUGCCCAGGCCCUGCCUUGGGGGCCAGGUAUAGGCCUGGGGUAGGACUGAGCCCCCUUUUAUCCUUGCUAUGACUGUCCCCUGUGUCUAAUCCGUGAGCCCUGCUACCCAUUGGCAUGGGCUAAUAUUACAAGUGUUUCUCUUUUUUGCACUUCAGAAGAGUCCCCCAUCUCAUUCGAUGCCAGUUGUGUCCAAGUGUGCUGGGGGCAGAGGGGCUGGGAGAGGGGAGCAAAGGAUUUCAAGGGAAUCUCUGGCUGGGCACUAAUUCCCAUACUCACAAGAGUCCUCCAGGCUUCAGGGGUUGACCUUCUUAGUGUGAGGAAGAGAUAAAUGCCCAUGUUUAUAAGACUUGGAAGAUGAACAACCAAGAAGAGGAAGGUGAGGUCAGAUUUGGAAAGAAAUGGGUUAGGAUUUCUGAGUUCUGAUCUUGCCCAAGCAAGUCACUUUUUGUAGCCUCAGUUUCCCCUUCUAAUACAAUGAAGAAGUUUAAAUAAAUGGUCUCUAAGGGCCUUUGUAGGAUACAUUGCUGGGUUUAAUUUUCUUCUUUUUUUUUUUUUGUGAGGCAAUUGAGGUUAAGUGACUUGCCUAGGGUCACUAAGUGAGUGUUAAGUGUCUGAGGUCAGAUUUGAACUCAGGUCCUCCUGACUUCAGUCAGGCAGGUACUCUAUCCACUGUGCCACCUAGCUGCCCCUGGGUUUAAUUUUCAUAUCCCAGCCAGGCAUCUUUUUCCCAUUGCUUCCUUACUAGAGACAGUAACUAGGGUUGGGUGAUCAGGACUUUAUACCAGGGCAUCCACAUUUAGGAUCCCUGUCUCUUGGGUACACUUUCCCUCUCUGGCAGCCAAAUUGAAGGUAAGUUACUUUGCCUCUGCCUCAGGCACAAAUUCCUAAUAUAUAGUUCCUUCCCUCCAUCUUUAUACUCUGGUUGUGAUUGUUCUCCUUUCUUCUCAGUCUGUUCACCCUGCCUUUGAAAAUCUCUGCCUAAGCCAUUUUCCACAUAUAAUUUAUAGGGUAAAGGACAAAGUCAGAAUUCUUCGAUCAGCUUCAGACCAAAGAACUGUUGUGAAUUCCUCCAAUAGACCCUUCAUUCUCUGUCCUCCCUCCAGUGGUCUAAAGUGGUCUGGCACCUAGAAGAAUUUAAAAAAUGCUAUUGACUGACUGCUCAUAACUGAAUUAAGCCAGGACUGUCUUUCCAGUGCCCACACUAAUCACCCCAUAACUUUCUUUCUUUUAAUUUAAUUUAAUUUUUUUUAGUGAGGCAAUUGGGGUUAAGUGACUUGCCCAGGGUCACACAGCUAGUGUCAAGUGUCUGAGGUCAUAUUUGAACUCAGGUCCUCCUGAAUCCAGGGUCUGCCCUUUAUCCACUGCACCACCUAGCUGCCCCACCCCUAAACUUUCAAAGAGCUUAGGUCUUGGAAAAGGUUAUGAAAAGACCAUGACACCCACUGAGCCACUAGGUGGCGACAUGGUGUAUAGAGUGCUGGAGAAGGAAAUUGCAAACCACUAGAGAAUCUCUGGCAAGAAAAUCCCAAAUGGGGUUACAAAGCAUCAGACAUGACUGAACAACUGAUUAAGUA
Molecule: messenger RNA, 3054 nt
Organism: Dromiciops gliroides (monito del monte)
Lineage: Eukaryota; Metazoa; Chordata; Mammalia; Microbiotheria; Microbiotheriidae
Gene: KCNK6
Product: potassium two pore domain channel subfamily K member 6
Exons: 3
Coding region: 546-1469 (307 amino acids)
Biological process (GO): stabilization of membrane potential; potassium ion transmembrane transport
Cellular component (GO): membrane
Molecular function (GO): potassium ion leak channel activity
Source: RefSeq, a predicted model, not a curated record